Xyrauchen texanus (razorback sucker) is the source of this 1897-nucleotide messenger RNA. RefSeq lists its product as uncharacterized. Bases 156 to 1418 code for a protein of 420 amino acids. Gene Ontology annotation, molecular function: oxidoreductase activity, acting on metal ions. NCBI's taxonomy places the organism in Eukaryota, Metazoa, Chordata, Actinopteri, Cypriniformes, Catostomidae. The transcript is spliced from 14 exons. The record is from RefSeq and is a predicted model, not a curated record.
CCGAAGAAUCGACCCACAGAUUCUCACAGUGAGGCUUUGAAUACGGUUCACUUUUUUCUUUCUCAACUUUGAUCAACAAACAGGUCUUGCGCGCGGCAUACCAAACACGAUUUAUAUAAAUAAAUCUUCAUUAUUGUGGACUACAUAAAGAGACUAUGAAUACGGACUGUCUCCUUUUUCUGUUAUGUGGAGUUUCCAUGUUUCCGUUCAUCAGCUGUUACAGUGAUGGAAGUUUAUUGGAAGACCAAUGUCAAGAAAUGAAUAUCAUUCAUAGUGAUGGAUCUGAUGAAAUACCAGCACAAAACACGGAAGCUCCUUUUAAUAUCACGCCAGAAGUGCAAACCUUCAACUAUUCUCAAAUGGGGUCCACCAUUACUGUGUCACUUACGGCCAUCAAUUCAGUGUCAUUUAUUGGUUUUAUGUUGGAUGCUCGUAAGUGUGAUAGCUGUCCACCUGCUGGUACUUUUAGUUUGGUUGACUUGAGCAGCACACUCCUGAUCUGUAAUAGCAGGGCUGUGAGUCACACUAAUAAUCUAGAUAAAACAUCCAUCACAGUGAAAUGGGUUGUUCCUGAGAAUGGAACAUUCUACUUCAGAGGUGCGUUCACUAAGGACUUCUUCACAUUUUGGCGAAGAAAGCCAAUAAUACUUCCGACGACUGCACCUACAUCUGUGGCCACUACAAUAAAAUCCACUUCAAGCCAAACAGUCCCAACAACAUUGCCUCCAACUUCAAAUACCAACUCUGCCCCAGUUCCAUCAACAUUGCCUCCUCAGUGUAUGGAUUAUGUGAGAUAUGUUUUAGCACUGUCACUUGUUAGUCGUCUGUGUUUUCUUGACUCCUCUCUCCUGGUAAUCUUCAGGCCGGUUUUAAAAAUGGUCACCAUGAUAUGCUCUGUCUUUGAACUAGCAUUCAAAAUGAUUGCUGUCAUCAUUGUACUGAUAAGAUCAAUUCAAUAUGUGUGUGUGUGUGAUUGUGCUGGUUUGGAGGAUGCAUUUCCUACUUUGACAGUGAUUGCAAUGGUGACAAGCUUGCUGCACACCAUCACUGUUUUCCUUCACUGUGGACCAAGUCAUGAGCUGAGGAAGUAUUGGCUGUGCAGCAUCAUAAUUGUGGACCUACUAAAUACUUGCAUUACAACUGCAAUAUUUGUUGGACUGCGGUGCUUUCAAGAGCACUGGCUUCUAAUUUUAAUGGUAGUUUUUGUCAUUUGGGAGAUCAUACUUUACUUCAGCUCACUUUGCUGUGACAAGAUGGAAAAAUACCAGAUAAGAAAUGGAAGAGAAAUUCAUAAUCAGAUUCUGGAAAAAAGGAUAUCAACAUGGAUCCUUGUGUUUAUCAUCUUCUCUGUGCUUAGUUUAAUGUUUACAAUUGCACUUAUUACAGGAGUCUUUUCAGAAAGAAUGAUAACGUUCUGAUCAAAAUAAUUUUGAUUUGUAAAAUGAUAGCAUUCUGUGUGUUUUAGCAUGGUUUUUGUUGUCAAAUUACUUUUAAUUUCUUAUCUGAAACUUUAUUGCCUUUUUAUUACACAUUAACUUUUUUCUUUGCACAAGAUAAGUGUGUUUAAAUGGUUUUAUUUAGAGGGAUUUUUUUGCAAGUUUAUAUAGUGCAUUUUAAAAGAGAUUUCCUUCUCAUUUCUUUAAAACCUGUGAGCUGUGUGACUGCUAAAAGCUGGUAAACAGAUGUGUAUCAUUUUAAAUGUUAUCAAAACUAAACUGUCUGUAAAUAAUCUGUAAAUAAUAAACUUCAUCUUGAUUCUAGUGUCUUGGUUAAUUUAAAAUGUUUAAGUGUUAGAGUUGGAGAAGGAGAUCUCAGAAAGAUGAUGAAUCAUUUGGCAGUUUUUAUUUUCAUAUGUUUUUGCAGCCUUUCAGAUAUGUGGAGAUAUUCACAUCUGUGA